UUUGGCUGAAUCUCAAAGUGAUUUUCUUUUUUGGAGAGAGGGAGAGGAAAGCACUGGAAAAAAAAGAUGCUUGAUUGAGCACAAAGUUACUCGACUUGCCUGUGAGUGACUGAGCGAGUGAGUGGGUGAGUAACGAGAGAGAGAGGGGGAGAGAGCGCGAGAGCAAAGGAACCUAUCGAGAGAGCAGAGGGGAGAGGCGGCACAGUUACCACAUUAAGCAGCAGACGCGACAUUUGUAGCAAGUGGAGAGAAACGGAACCACACAGAAAGGAAAAGGAAAAACACCGCUUUCUUGUGGAUUACUGUUGGGGGAAAAUACGUUUACUACAACAACUCAAAAACAAGUACGAGCAGAUCGUCAAAUCGUAAGGAAUCGGGAAGGUUGUCGGCCACAGGAAGUACCCAUAAUGCACGGCGCCUGCGGUGCAGCCAUGCCCACCCGCCGCCUGUAGAGGGACCCGCCGCCCCAGCAUGUCCGCCCACCCCCAGCCUGUGCCGCAGGGCCGGCGGGCCGUGGACGCCCGACACCUGGCCACCCCCGCCGCCCUGCCCCUGCAGCUGGCCCGGGCGCACACAGAGGUAGGACUGGCUGACUACCACCCUCACUCGCGGGACUACACUUCCCACGUUCCCCAUGCGGCCCUGGCCCAGCCCCACCACCGCCGCCGGCCCUCGCUGCUGUCCGAGUUCCAGCCGGGGAACGAGAGAGGUCAAGAGUCCCACAUCCGCUACGAGCACAUUUACAUGCAGGAGCCCAACAGCCAAUCGGAGGUGGAGUAUGAAAUGAAACGCCCCAGGCUGGAGAUGGGGGCGGAGCCUCUUCUGCGACACCCCACCCACCGCCUGUCCGCUCAGCUGGGCGGGACCGAGGACCUGUCCAAGGACCGAAGCAGCAGCUUGGGCCGGCUGGAGCCCAUCUCCCCCGUCAGCCCGGCCCAGAUGGACCCGGAGCUGGACCUGGUACCCGCUCGGUUCUCCAAGGAGGAGCUGAUCCAGAACAUGGACCGCGUGGACCGGGAGAUCACCAUGGUGGAGCAGCAGAUCUGCAAACUGCGCAAGAAGCAGCAACAGCUGGAGGAGGAAGCGGCCAAGCCCCAGGAACCGGAGCGGCCCAUCUCCCCCCCGCCCAGCGAGGCCAAGCACCGCAGCCUGGUUCAGAUCAUCUACGAUGAGAACAGGAAAAAGGCCGAAGAAGCCCACCGGAUCCUGGAGGGUCUGGGACCGAGAGUGGAGCUGCCUCUCUACAACCAGCCCUCCGACACCAAGCAGUACCAUGAGAACAUCAAAAUAAACCAGGCGAUGAGGAAGAAGCUCAUCCUGUAUUUCAAGAGGAGAAAUCAUGCGCGUAAACAGUGGGAACAGAAGUUCUGCCAGCGCUAUGACCAGCUGAUGGAGGCCUGGGAGAAGAAGGUGGAACGCAUCGAGAACAACCCGCGGCGCCGCGCCAAGGAGAGCAAGGUGCGCGAGUACUACGAGAAGCAGUUCCCCGAGAUCCGCAAGCAGAGGGAGCUUCAGGAGCGCAUGCAGAGCAGGGUGGGGCAGCGUGGGGGCAGCCUGACUUCAGCAGCUGCGCGCAGUGAACACGAAGUGUCUGAAAUCAUCGACGGCAUCUCUGAGCAAGAGAACUCGGAGAAGCAGAUGCGGCAGCUGGCCGUCAUCCCGCCCAUGCUGUUCGACGCCGAGCAGCAGCGCAUCAAGUUCAUCAACAUGAACGGCCUGAUGGACGACCCCAUGAAGGUGUACAAGGACCGGCAGGUCAUGAACAUGUGGAGCGAGCAGGAGAAGGACACCUUCCGCGAGAAGUUCAUCCAGCACCCAAAGAACUUUGGCCUGAUCGCUUCCUUCCUGGAGAGAAAGACGGUGGCGGAGUGCGUCCUCUUCUACUACCUGACCAAGAAGAACGAGAACUACAAAAACAUUGUGCGCCGAAACUACCGCCGCCGUGGCCGGAGCCAGCAGCAGCAACAGCAGCAGCAACAGGUGAACCGAAGCAGCCACGAAGAGAAGGAUGAGAAGGAUAAAGAGAAGGAGGGAGAAAGGGAGGAGGAAAAGACGGAGGGCGACGACAAGGAAGACGGGAUGAAGGACGACACCUCCGGAGAGGACGGCGAGGACAAGGAGCCGGCCGUGGCCUUCAAGGGCCGCCGCACGGCCAACAGCCAGGGCCGGCGCAAGGGCCGCAUCACGCGCUCCAUGGCCAACGAGGCGGACGAGACGGCCACGCCGCCGCUCAGCAGCGAGCUGGCUAACCUGGAGAUGAAUGAGAGUUCUCGCUGGACUGAAGAGGAGAUGGAAACCGCCAAAAAAGGCCUUCUCCAGUAUGGUAGGAACUGGUCCUCCAUUGCCAAGAUGGUGGGCUCCAAAACCGUGUCCCAGUGCAAGAACUUCUACUUCAAUUACAAGAAGAGGCAGAAACUGGAUGAGAUUCUGCAGCAGCACAAAAUGAAAUCGGAGAAGGAGCGCAAGGCCCGCCGCAAGCGCAAGGCGGCGCCCAGCGAGGAGGCCAGCGCCCCGUCGGCUGCCGAGGAGGAGGAGAUGGAGGUGUCGGGGGCCAGCGGCAACGAGGAGGAGCCCACGGAGGACGGGGAAGCAGGGGCCAACAACAGCUCGGACACAGAGAGCCUGCCGUCACCCCGGUCCUCCGAGGAGAGCAAAGCCAAAGAGGAGAGCAAGCCCAGCCAGGGGGGCGGGGCGGAGGGCGGGGCCCGGGACGAGGAGGGCGGGGCCAGGGACGGGGAGGCCGGGCGGGGCGGGGAUGAGAAGCCGCCCGCCCCGCUGGAGCAGGCCGUCAAGCAGGAGAAGGUCGAGGCCGGGGAGGGCAGCAAGGAGCAGGCCGGGGACUGCGGUGAGAAGAAGCCCGCCGCCGACGCCGAGGCGGCCAAGGGGUCCGGCAAGGGCUCCAAGCACGGGCCCAAGACGGGCUCCAACGCCGACAGCGACUCCAGCGCCACCUGCAGCGCCGACGAGGUGGAGGAGACGGACAACGCGGACAAGAACAGGAUGACAUCACCCAGGCCCAGCUUGCUGAACUACUCCCAUGAGGGGGUCAUCUCCUCCCCCCUGCAGAAACCCAUGGACCUCAAGCAGCUGAAGCAAAGGGCCGCUGCCAUCCCACCCAUCGUGCCCGAGGCCACGGCGCAGGGUGGGGCCCGGGGCGGGCCCAAGCAGCAGCAGCAGGUGCCGCCGCAUGCCCUGGCGCUGUACCAGCAGCAGAUCACCAUGGCGCACGAGUCGUCCCAGGAGGGCUCCCCCCACAGCAAGCAGCAGAAGGCGCAGCACCUCCUCCAGCAGCAGGCCGACCGGGAGCCCCGCGUGGGCAGCCCCCGAAACCGCACCCGCAGCCCCGCCUCCACCACCAGCGACAAGGAAGAGCUGGAGGGCAACGAGAGAUGGCUUCAGACUCUUCUUCACAGAUUACACAAGUCCAGGGCGUUCUCUCCUCAUGGGGAGGGUAAGAAGCACGGGGGCGGUGAGGACCCGAGGCCCGCCAACCUGAGCCGGCCGGUCAUCUCUCCGUACCAGCUCUCGCCCAGGGACAUGGCCAAGCUGAGCCACGACCAGCACCUGCUGCACUUCAACCCCGCGUUCCAGCCGCCCGCGCACGGCGUGCCCCUCGGCCUGCCUCAGGACAGCGGCAGGCUGGCCGCCAUCAGGCCCCUCCACAUCCCCGAGCCGCCCCCCCUCAUCUCCUCCGCCAAGCCGGGCGGCUCCAUCACACAGGGUACGCCGGUUCAGCUGCACAGCCCCGCCCACGGGUCAGAACACGGGAAGGUUCCCGCCGGACCCCUGGGCUUGUCCUGGAUGGAGCAGAAGAAAGUGGGUGAGUCCAAGUGUCUGGAGUGGGUGACACACUCCCAGCCUUGGUUCGCUGGCCCCUUCCCCGUGGUCAAGCAGGAGCAGCUGUCCCCCCGAGGACAGGCCGCGCAGGCCGAGAACCUGUCCAGCCAGGGAGCGUCCCACGACAGCGCGGCAGGACGGGGGUCCAUGCAGGCUGUGCAGGGUGGCAGCAUAACAAAGGGCCUCCCGGGCACCAGGGUCCACCCAGACACGCCCAUCUCCUAUCGGGGCGGGUCCAUCACUCAGGGCACCCCCGCGGACGUGCUGUACAAGGGCACCAUCACUCGCCUGAUCACGGAGGACAGCCCCAGCCGGGCGGAGCGGGCGCGUGAGGAGGCCCUGUCCAAGGGCCAGCUGGUCUACGAGGGCAUCAGCGGCCACAUCUCCCUCACCUACGACCGGGCGGCGCCUCAGAACCCUAAAGAGGAGGGGCGGGGGUCCGGUGCCCCCGGCGAGAUUCUGGGACUGAAGCGCCCGUACGACGUGAUGGAGGGGGGCAUCUCCCGCGGGCUGCCCAUCCGGGAGCCGCUGUCUGCUGCCAACUGCGAAGGGUUGAUUGGGAGGGCCAUGCCCCAGGAGAGACACAGCCCGCACCACUACAAGGAGGCGCACCAUAUCCGCGGCUCCAUCUCGCAGGGUAUCCCCCGCCACGUGGACCCCCAGGACGAGUACAUGAGGAGGGAGGCCAAGCAGAUGAAGAGGGAGAGCUCCCCGUCCCGGGGCUCCGGCCCGCCCCCGGACCCCCUGAAGGGCCGCCCCCACGAGGGCAUGGUGCCCACGGUGAAGGAGGGCGGGCGCUCCAUCCACGAGAUCCCGCGCGAGGAGCUGCGGCACGUGCCCGAGUCCGUGCUGACGGGCAAGCCGCCCAAGGAGGGCUCCAUCACGCAGGGUACCCCGCUGAAGCAGGAGUCGGGCGGCUCCGGGAAGAGACACGACGUGCGCUCCAUCAUCGCCAGCUCGCCCCGCUCCUACCACGGCGUGCCGCCGCACCUGGACCUGCGCGGGGCCGAGCGGGAGCGCGAGCGCGAGCGGGAGCGCGCCCGCUACGAGGAGGGCCUGAAGGCCCGGCCCAGCGCCGUGGUCAGCACCGCCAGCUCGCUGGCCCGCGCCUCCCCGCUGGCCCUGGGGCCCGAGCAGGGGGCCAAGGCCCACCACAGCCCGCUGGGCUACGACGAGCACAAGGCGGCGCUGCGGGCGCCCUACCCGGGCCCCGCCCACCGCAGCUCGCCCGUGUCCUCCCGGGAGGCCAGCCAGCGGCAGCACGAAGGUUCCAGUAAAUCCCAGUCCCAGGAGCGCAAGACCACACCCACGCCACGGGAGAUGAGCUCCACCAAGUCCCCGCUGACGGGUGUGGCGGAGCACCACGCCUCGCUGGCCUCCUACGAGCGUCUGCUGCAGGGCCUGGGGCCCGACGUGUACCGGGGCCAGAUCCCACUGGCCUUCGACCCCAGGGGCAUCCCCAUUGACCCAGCGGCGUAUUACCUCCCCCGCCACCUGACCCCGAACCCGAGCUACGCGCACCCGUACCCGCCCUACCUGAUCCGCGGCUACCCGGACACGGCGGCGCUGGAGAACCGGCAGACGCUGCUCAACGACUACAUCACCUCCCAGCAGAUGCACCAGUGGCCGGCGGCCGCUGCCAUGGCUGCCCAGCGCUCCGACCUCCUGAGGGGCCUCUCCCCCCGCGACCAGCCCCUGGCCAUACCCUACUCUGCGGCCCCCCGCGGUAUCAUCGAUCUGUCUCAGGUGCCACACUUACCUGUCCUGGUCCCUCCCUCCGCAGGGGCAUCUGGCUCCCCCAUGGACCGCAUCACCUACAUCCCAGGAGCGUCCAGUGCCUUCCCCAGCCGACCGUACACCACCUCGCCCAUCUCGCCAGGUGGGCCUUCGCACAUGAGCAAGAUGCAGGGAGCGUCCUCCUCAUCUGAGCGGGAGAGGGAGAGAGAGAGGGAGAGAGACCGGGACCGAGAGAGAGACCGGGAGAGGGAGAGGGACCGGGAGAGAGACCGCGAGAGGGAGAGAGAGAGGGAGAGGGAGAGAGAGAGGGACCGGGACCGGGAGAGGGACCGGGAGCGGGAGAGAGAGCGAGACCGCGAGCGCGAGCGAGAGAGGGACCGGGACAGAGAGCGCGAGCGGGACCGGGACAAGCCCGCCUCUCUGGGCCACGGCACUGUGGAGCACGCGCCCAUCUGGAGACCAGGCACAGAGCAGAGCUCAGGCGGGAGCGGCGGCGGCGGUGGCGGUGGCGGCAGCGCCCGUCCCUCCUCACACUCCUUCGGUCACCAGCACUCGCCCGUGUCCCCGCGCGCCCAGGACAGCCUGCAGCAGCGGCCCAGCGUCCUGCACAACACCGGGGGCAAGAGCCUGGCGGUGUCCGCCGAGCACGCCAGCCCCUCCGUCCUCAGGUCUCUGCAAUCAGGCUCGUCACGUUACCCGGGCUACAGCACCCACCUGCAGAGGACAGGGGUCCCCCCUGAGGCCUACCUCUCCGGCCUGGACUCUGCAGGGGUCAAAGAUCUGACCCGGAGCUCGGAAGGGGGCAAAAGCCAGAGCAGGGGAGGCAGCGGCAGCCAGUCCAAGCACCCGCAAGACCAGCACGGCUCCUCCUCUUCCUCCUCCUCCUCCUCCUCGUCCUCCAGCAAGUCUGAGCCCAAGCUGGUGAGCCCGCCCCCCGGGGGGGUGUACGGUGGGCCCUACCCGCCGGGCGCCGCCCACCUGGGCCACCACUCAGGCCGGCCCCACCCGCUGCUGCCCCCCCACCAGCACCCUCCGCAGCCGGAGAACGCGCCGGGCCGCGACGGCGGCGGCGGCACCCCUAGUAGGGAAAAGACUCAUAGCAAAGCGAUGUCCGUGCAGGAACAGGAGCUCCGAGCACUCGGUCCCCCCGGAGGUUAUAACUCUAAUAGUUUGGAUGGGAUUGAGGCAAUAAGUCCAGCUAACUCGCCUGUACAGAUCCAUGAGAAAGGCCUCAGACAGAUCCAGCAGGCCGACAAAGUGCAUAAUCUUGUAGACAAGCGCCACAGAGCACAAGCAGCCCAGCAGAAGAUGGGGUCUCUGGAGCAGCACGGCCUCUAUCGGCCCCCCUCCGAAGGCAGCCUGUCCCCCAGCCACCCCAGCCAGCAGCCCGCCACGCCCUACGUCAAGGGCAGCCAGAGGGUGGUGACGCUGGCCCAGCACAUUAGCGAGGUGAUCACUAAGGACUACACGAAGCAGCAGACCCAGCACCAGGCCCCUCCGCAGACAGUGUACUCCUACCAGACCUCCCCCGUGCUGGACCUCACGCGCCCCCCCAGCGCCCCCCAGCCCCUGCAGGCCUCCCAGGACUCGGGCCAGGGCUCGCGCUACCCUGCCGAGGGGGCGUCCGGAGAACGGGGCCGGGACCGGGACCGAGAGCGAGACCGAGACAGGUCUCCUCCUCAGAGCAAGGUGUCCCCUGAGAGCCUGUCCACAGACGGCAUCGAGCCUGUGUCCCCCGCGGGUGGGAUGUCCGAACCCGAGAUGCAAGGAGGCUCCUACUCCAACGAGCAGGGAGACCAGGCGACUGGCUCCCGCUCCCCCGCCAGCAACUCCCAGCCCCCCGCCUUCUUCAGCAAGCUGACGGAGAGCAACUCGGCCAUCGUCAAGUCCAAGAAGCAGGAGAUGAUCAAGAAGAUGACAGUCAGCGGAAGCGAGACCGAGUACAAUUCCGGCCAGCCAGGGACCGAAAUCUUUAACAUGCCUGCUUCAACGACUGCAGGGUCCAUCACAACCCGAAGCCACCCUGCUCCCGAGGCCACGGGUAACACCAUAGGCCUGGAGGCCAUAAUUAGGAAAGCCCUGAUGGGCAAGUAUGACGACCAGGCGGAGGAGCGCUCCACCUCCAAUGCUAUUAACCCCCUGGCUGCCAGUGUGACUGCCGCUAUGCCCGUAGCUGACGGACGGAAUGAGGACACUUACUCCCUGCCAGGUGUGGGGAAGUCGAAGGGCAGCGGGCGUUCCAACGGGCGCAAGGCCAAAUCCCCAGGGCCCGGUCUCUCGGGAGGCGAGAGGCCCUCGUCCGUGUCCUCUGUGCACUCCGAUGGGGACUGCAACCGGCGCACGCCCCUCACCAACCGAGUCUGGGAGGACCGGCCCUCCUCCACAGGCUCCACGCCCUUCCCCUGCAACCCCCUGACGAUGACGAUGCGGUUCCCCAGCGGCAUGGUGUCCGUGCCGUCCCCCUCCUCGGGCCAGCCCGGAGCCCAGGGGCAGGGCCAGGGCCAGGGGCAGGGGCCGGGACAGGGGCCGGGACAGGGCCGAUCCUGGGACGAGGAGCCCAAGCCCCUGCUGUGCUCCCAGUACGAGACCCUGUCCGACAGCGAGUGAGCGAGGAAUUCGAGAGAGAGAGAGAGACCCACACCACGGACCAGAACCACCGCCCACUGUCACCCCCCGAAUCUGCUGCUGCCGCACACACACAUACACAAGCACACACAUCUCCUUCAGCUCCAGAACUCUGUCACAAAGCCUGAAAACGAGUCCCAACAUUGACUCUCCCCUGCUCCAAUCGGAGAACACAGUGAGUGCAGUCACCAUGGAGCACAGCUGCUGAGAACGCCCGCGUGUACGUGUGUAUGUCAACGUGAAAGUGUGUGUGUGUGUGUGUGUGUGUGUGUGUGUACGUGUACGCUCACUCACUCCAGGACUAUUCUUAGGACAAAUCACUCUUUUUUUUUUAUUAUUGUUGUUGCUAUUCUUAUACAUUUUUUUCUCUUGCUGGCCUUAUCAAUGGAGAAACACACCAACUCACAUUGCAUUUUUUUUUUUUUUUUGUGCGGUCAUUUUGUUUUAUGUGUUUGACUGUCUGUGGAAGCGACUUGGUACGACCUCAUAGUCGGAUGCCAAUCUUUUAUUUGUAAGUGAUCCUGGGACAUUUGCAUUGUUUCGGGACACCUCCACACACCUCGAGCAGCACCCACUCACACUCUCUGACCCUCCAUGGACAGAGGAGACCCAUGUCCCACAGGAAGUGGCCCCCCAGAAGAGGAGGACCUGGGGCGCGUGUCCUCGCGGCCGUGGACUCAGGAACCCGGGCCCUUCGUAAAACACAGGCGGGCGAGAGGAGAGGACGUUUCGCAAAAACCAGCCAGGCCUUCUGAACACUUUGGUACCUUUUCAUGUAUUUCAGCCAGGUCACCCACCCCGCCAGAGCCAGAGGAUGCCACCGUGGGACACCCGAGGGAGGGGGGGCGGGGGGUGAUGAGUGUAACGGCAGAACUAUCCAGACUCUCCUCAUCCUCCCGCCUCUCUCUUCACUGUCAGAGACACGUGGGGCACAGUGGGGCAUUCUGGGAAAACAAAAGCAGUAGGCGUGGCCUGCCUGCGCGGAACACAGCUGCUUGUCUUCGCUGUUAUUCCCCAACCAGGCGACCUGUUGAGUUUCUCCCACCAAACAGAGCAAGCGCAUCUACAGGGUGUGUCCAGUCAGAGGAAGGGGAAGAAGAAAAAACAUUUGAUUUCCACGUGUUGGUUUUUGUUUUUUUGUUUUUUUUUUAUGUGAAGCCAGUCCGGUCCUGUGUUUGAAAGUGAGCUGAGACCUUUACAUACUUUUUUCAUGGUGACUUUUGUGUCGAUCGUUGUCUGUUUAUUUGCGAUUAGCUGUAUGGGGGUAUUACUUGGGUGUCUUAUAUCAUUGGUUUACAGGGUAUACAUGCUGUUCACUGUUGGUGUUAUCAUACAUUCAAAAAAGGUAGACUUUUGUAAGACGAAUGGAGGCGUGUUGUCUCGAAGCAAAAAAAAAAAAAAAAAAAAAAACCGCGGGAGAAAAAGGCAGCGGAAGUCAUUAGAGACAGGAAGACGCUCUUUCUCUCGCCUUUUUUAUAUUUACAGUGUAUAUAUGUUUGACUGUGUUGAGACUGUUUUUUUUUUUUUUUUUUUUUUUGGACAUUGAGCACUUAGUCAUCAGUCUUCACAAUGGCAUUUUAGGAGAAAACGAGUUCAGGCAGGUAGAACCGGCAUGCAGACAGAUGGCACCGACCUUCGCGGUCUCACGCUUGUGCCAUUUCGCGUAGGCAUUUUACCCACUUCAACAAAACACGUCAUUUUGUGUCCCGGGCACAGGCGACAAUCGCAGAGAAGCCGCGAAACAGCCGAGCCGCGCUGAGCAGGCAGGGGCCAACCCGAAGCGCUGCUUUUUCACGACUCCACUUGCCCCACGAACGGAAGAGAGAAAACGAAUAUAAAACCCAAGCCGUCGUCGUCGUACGCUCACUACGUGCCGCUGCUGGCCGUAGUGCUUUUCGGCCCGCUGUUCUGGUUUCACAGUCUUUUCUCGUACGAGCUGUUGACAUUCAGAUGUUGGUUUGACCUCUGACCCUACUGUCUGCAAGGUGGGAGAGCAUCGCUCCCACAGACAAUGGUGCUGUCAUGCCAGGUUUAAAACCUUAUAACCUAUACCUUUUUUCUUUUGUACAGUUUUGAACUAUUCCUAGUGUUAAGUGCCAUUUUUUUUCCCAUAUACAGUACUGAAGUUACCAAGUGACUACGCACAAUCUGUUUUGCAUCGUUUCGUUUUUUUAUGCCGGGAUUAUAGAUGUUGAACGGCUGGAGAUUGGAAACCAAGAGCAAGGGAAACCUCCUCCUUCUGUGGGGGAUUGUGUCUAAAUCUGUUCAAAUCGGAUUUCCUUCUGGUCCAGUUCUGACCCUGCGCACGGACUCAAGUCCGGCCGAUAGCCCGAACCGGACCCUGCCGUGUUCCUACGUCUCGCUUCCGUGUUCCCAAGCCAGCAGCAGGGCAUGCAGCUUUGCAGAGCUGACCUUACAUAAACUGUGACGGUAGUAUCAAUAACGGCGAUAAUAUCAGCAGUACUGCAUGCGCCUUAGACCGAAUGAAGACUUUUUUCCCAGAAUUCUCUCUCCUGUCCCUCGCUUGUGUGAACACUAUGGAGAUCGGCUCGGAGCAGCUCUUGUGUGAGGAGAGAACAGGCUCACCCUGCAUGUGGGGAGCUGGGACGCCGUUCUGUAGCUGCCCUGCGGUCAGCCCAGCCGCACAGGCUUCUCAGGUGUGGCCCAAACCUGACACAAUCUGCUUUUCUGCGCUUAAAGCUGGCCAGCGUUGUGAAAUCGGCGGUUAAGCGGUUCGCAAAAAAAAAAAAAAAACCUUUUGAGUUUGCGUUUUUCCCGUGUGGGGAAAGCCCUGGCGGAAUUCGGGCCGGUCCCGCUUUGUUAGCGAGGCGCUAACCUUGUUAGCGUGCCGUGCCUGAC
This is a messenger RNA of Megalops cyprinoides (Indo-Pacific tarpon), 11058 nucleotides long. RefSeq names its product nuclear receptor corepressor 2 (gene ncor2). The record is from RefSeq and is a predicted model, not a curated record. Bases 472 to 8181 code for a protein of 2569 amino acids. NCBI's taxonomy places the organism in Eukaryota, Metazoa, Chordata, Actinopteri, Elopiformes, Megalopidae. The transcript has 48 exons. Gene Ontology annotation, biological process: negative regulation of transcription by RNA polymerase II. Gene Ontology annotation, molecular function: transcription corepressor activity.